This is a messenger RNA of Oncorhynchus gorbuscha (pink salmon), 1444 nucleotides long. Its product is annotated as cellular communication network factor 6-like. Gene Ontology annotation, biological process: cell adhesion; signal transduction. Gene Ontology annotation, molecular function: heparin binding; integrin binding. The coding region runs from base 1 to 942 and encodes 313 amino acids. Lineage: Eukaryota; Metazoa; Chordata; Actinopteri; Salmoniformes; Salmonidae. The transcript is spliced from 4 exons. Gene Ontology annotation, cellular component: extracellular region; extracellular matrix. The record is from RefSeq and is a predicted model, not a curated record.
AUGUUGGAGAGGAAACAGUUCUGCCAGUGGCCCUGUAAGUGCAGGGUUAAGCCCCAGUGUGCCCCUGGGGUCAGCUCUGUGCUGGAUGGCUGUGGCUUCUGUAAGAGCUGUGCCCAGCAGAUCAGAGAGGCCUGCAAUGAGAGGGACAUCUGCGACCCUCACAAGGGCAUGUACUGCGAUUUCUCUAAAGACCAGCUGCGAUAUGAGGCCGGAAUCUGCGCUUGCUUGAUGGCAGUGGGCUGUGACUUGAACGGGGUCCACUAUGAGAAUGGCGAGGCCUUUCAGCCCAGAUCACUGUAUAAGUGCACAUGCACUAUCGUCUGCACCCUGGCCUUCAUACCCUGGCCUGCUGUUCUCCUGGGUCCCGCCCCUCUGAGGAGCAACACACCCCUGCCAGCCGUCCUCCAGAGUGCCCCCGGUGCUUAUAGGAAGCACCAGCAGGAUACGACCUACAUGGCUGCCAUGCCAGCUUACAGGGAUCCUCCUUUAGUCUGGAAGAAGAACUGCCUGAUCCAGACCACUCCAUGGAGUCCCUGCUCCAAGACCUGCGGCCUGGGUAUCUCAGUCCGGGUCAACAACGGCAACGGCAAGUGUGAGAUGAGGAAGGACCGCUGCCUCAGCCUGCUGCGGCCGUGUGAGAAGAGCAUCAUGAAGAACGAUAUGCAGAGAGGAAAGAUGUGUAAGUCCAAGUUCCAGGCCAAGAAAGCUGAGAAGCUGACCUUGUCUGGGUGUAGCAUCACCAAGAGUGUCGAACCCACUUACUGCGGCAUCUGCACCGACAAAUGCUGCUGCGUCCCCAACAAAUCCAAAAUGGUGGCCGUCAACUUCAAGUGCAACGGCGGCUCCAACGUGCGCUGGAAGAUGCAGUGGAUAACGUCCUGCGUGUGCCAGAGUAUGUGCGACGACCCUGGGGACAUGUUCGCAGAGCUACGCUUCUUCUAGCACAUUCUCAAGCAUCUAUAUCAACCUUUGAGCCUCAUCGAUAUUGAUGCCUACAGACUCCAACACAGGCCUUACUGCCUCUGACCGAGUCAUCCAUAUCCCUGCCUACAGAUUCCAACACAAGCCUGGCCUUACUGCCUCUGACCGAGUCAUGGUGGUUAAGCGGACAGGACUUAACCUUCAGUCUGGACAUCAACUGCUCCUGAACAGUGCCUGUGUUCUCUGGCUAGAUGCACGUGGGCUGAUAUGAAAGUUGAAACACGUGGAACCUCAACUCAUGAAGUGUGACUGGGUAGAGACAACUAGGGUUUGGCUGAUUACUUAACAAUUAACAUGAAGGGAAACGUAAUGUAAGUAAUGACAAUUUGGAGUUGAACCUCAAGUGCUAUGGUUUUUACAGUACCUCAUUAACAGUAGGGCUGUCCCUGAGGCCAAUAGUGGUAACAGGGAUAGAUAGAGCAAACAUGUUCUGGGUCAGUUAUCUUCUUAAACCUUUUUUAUG